This is a messenger RNA of Pristis pectinata (smalltooth sawfish), 3906 nucleotides long. RefSeq names its product MIB E3 ubiquitin protein ligase 1 (gene mib1). The transcript is spliced from 21 exons. Gene Ontology annotation, biological process: protein ubiquitination. NCBI's taxonomy places the organism in Eukaryota, Metazoa, Chordata, Chondrichthyes, Rhinopristiformes, Pristidae. The record is from RefSeq and is a predicted model, not a curated record. The coding region runs from base 138 to 3158 and encodes 1006 amino acids. Gene Ontology annotation, molecular function: ubiquitin-protein transferase activity; protein binding; zinc ion binding. Gene Ontology annotation, cellular component: cytoplasm.
GCCGAGGUCCCGGAUUUCCCAACACACACAAAAAAAACGGUCCGGCCGGGUCCCCAUCAAGGCCGAGGGAGCCCCUGUCGGCUUCGCGGCCGCUGCCGCCGCCGUCCUCCGAUACCGAGCUGCUCCGCGGGCUCGGCAUGAGCGGCGCUAGGAACAAUCGGGUGAUGAUGGAGGGAGUCGGGGCCCGGGUGGUGCGGGGUCCCGACUGGAAAUGGGGCAAGCAGGACGGCGGAGAGGGGCAUGUGGGCACCGUCCGGAGCUUCGAGAGCCCCGAGGAGGUGGUGGUGGUCUGGGAUAACGGCACCGCCGCCAACUACCGCUGCUCCGGGGCCUACGACCUGCGCAUUCUGGACAGCGCACCGACAGGAAUCAAGCAUGAUGGAACAAUGUGUGAUACGUGUCGUCAGCAGCCGAUUAUUGGCAUUCGGUGGAAGUGUGCAGAAUGUACAAAUUAUGACCUUUGCACAGUUUGCUACCAUGGUGAUAAGCACCAUCUGAGGCACAGAUUCUAUAGAAUCACUAUUCCUGGAAGUGAAAGAGUUUUGCUGGAGUCUCGGCGGAAGUCGAAGAAGAUAACAGCAAGAGGCAUUUUUGCUGGUGCAAGGGUAGUACGUGGAGUGGAUUGGCAGUGGGAGGACCAGGAUGGGGGCAAUGGACGUAGAGGAAAGGUGACUGAAAUUCAAGAUUGGAGUGCUUCUAGUCCUCACAGUGCAGCGUAUGUUUUGUGGGACAAUGGAGCCAAGAACUUAUACAGAGUGGGGUUUGAAGGCAUGUCUGAUUUGAAAUGUGUGCAAGAUGCAAAAGGAGGUUCCUUUUACAGAGAUCAUUGUCCCGUUCUAGGUGAACAAAAUGGGAGCCGGAACCCUGGUGGCCUCCAGAUUGGUGAUCUUGUAAAUAUUGAUCUGGAUCUAGAAAUUGUUCAGUCGUUACAACAUGGGCAUGGUGGUUGGACAGAUGGCAUGUUUGAGACAUUAACUACCACUGGCACAGUUUGUGGCAUUGACGAAGACCAUGACAUUGUUGUACAGUAUCCAAGUGGGAACAGAUGGACGUUCAAUCCUGCAGUUCUGACCAAGGCUAACGUGGUUAGAAGUGGAGAUGCAGUACAGGGAGCGGAAGGUGGAUCGUCACCAUUUAAUGUUGGUGAUCUGGUUCAAAUUUGUUAUGACCUGGAGCGAAUCAAACUUCUUCAGCGAGGUCAUGGAGAAUGGGCUGAAGCUAUGCUUCCUACAUUGGGGAAAGUUGGACGUGUGCAGCAGAUUUACUCUGAUAGUGAUCUGAAAGUAGAAGUGUGCGGGACAUCUUGGACUUACAACCCUGCAGCUGUUACUAAAGUGGCGUCGGCUGGAUCUGCUGUGAGCAAUGCUUCUGGUGAGCGCUUAUCACAACUAUUGAAAAAACUAUUUGAAACACAAGAAUCUGGAGACAUCAAUGAAGAACUUGUUAAAGCUGCAGCCAAUGGUGAUGUUGCAAAAGUGGAAGAAAUAAUGGCACGGCCAGAUGUUGAUGUGAAUGGUCAGUGUGCAGGACACACUGCAAUGCAGGCAGCAAGCCAGAAUGGACAUGUGGAUGUCCUGAAGCUUCUUCUCAAACACAGUGUUGACUUAGAAGUUGAGGAUAAAGAUGGGGACAGAGCUGUUCACCAUGCGUCAUUUGGGGAUGAAGGAGCUGUUAUUGAUGUUUUACACAGAGGAGGAGCAGAUCUAAAUGCUCGGAAUAAGCGGAGACAGACUCCGUUGCACAUUGCUGUAAAUAAAGGUCAUUUGCAAGUUGUUAAGACUUUGCUAGAUCUUGGAUGCCACCCAAGCCUUCAGGAUUCUGAAGGUGACACACCUCUUCAUGAUGCAAUAAGCAAAAAACGGGAUGAUAUGCUCUCAGUGCUGCUUGAAUCAGGUGCAGAUGUAACAAUCACUAACAACAAUGGCUUCAAUGCUCUUCAUCAUGCUGCACUGCGAGGAAAUCCCAGUGCCAUGCGUGUGUUACUUUCCAAACUUCCAAGGCCGUGGAUUGUGGAUGAGAAAAAAGAUGAUGGAUAUACUGCUUUACAUUUAGCAGCACUGAACAAUCAUGUUGAAGUGGCAGAAUUAUUGGUGCAUCAGGGCAGUGCUAAUCUGGAUAUUCAGAAUGUAAACCAACAAACUGCAUUACAUUUAGCUGUUGAGCGCCAGCACACGCAAAUUGUUCGGCUGUUGGUUCGUGCUGGUGCAAAAUUGGACAUCCAGGAUAAGGAUGGUGAUACCCCUCUUCACGAAGCCCUGCGCCAUCAUACUUUGUGUCAGCUCCGUCAACUGCAGGAUAUGCAGGAUGUGGGGAAAGUAGAUAGUGGUUGGGAGCCCUCUAAAAACACAUUGCUUAUGGGCCUCGGGACACAAGGAGCAGAUAAAAAGAGUGCUGCUUCUAUUGCUUGCUUUCUAGCUGCAAAUGGAGCCGAUCUUGCUAUUCGGAAUAAAAAGGGACAGUCACCACUUGAUCUUUGCCCAGAUCCAAACCUCUGUAAGGUCUUGGCCAAAUGUCAUAAAGAGAAAGUCAGUGGACAGGUGGGAUCACGUAGUCCUUCUAUGAUUAACAAUGAUACAGAGACUUUGGAAGAGUGCAUGGUUUGUUCAGAUAUGAAACGUGACACUUUGUUUGGACCUUGUGGACACAUUGCUACUUGUUCCCUUUGCUCACCACGUGUUAAAAAAUGCCUCAUCUGUAAAGACCAAGUUCAGUCUCGAACAAAGAUUGAGGAAUGUGUGGUAUGUUCUGAUAAGAAAGCAGCAGUGCUUUUCCAGCCUUGUGGUCACAUGUGCGCCUGUGAAAAUUGUGCAAGCCUAAUGAAAAAGUGUGUGCAAUGCCGGGCAGUUGUGGAACGAAGAGUGCCUUUUAUCAUGUGUUGUGGUGGGAAAGGUACGGAAGAUUCCAAUGAUGAUCUUAGUAGUGGAAAUAUUACUCCUCUUCAGCGAGACAAGGACAAUACCAAUGUCAAUGCUGAUGUACAGAAGCUCCAGCAACAGUUGCAGGAUAUCAAGGAACAGACUAUGUGCCCUGUUUGCCUGGAUCGUUUGAAGAACAUGAUUUUUCUCUGUGGACAUGGGACAUGUCAACUUUGUGGUGAUCGAAUGAGUGAAUGUCCUAUCUGCCGCAAAGCCAUAGAACGCAGGAUUUUACUAUAUUAAACUGAGAAAGUAUUGUCUGAGUCUAAAACGGAGCACUACACCUGUAUCAUAGUCCAAAAUAAAUUAUUUUUGGUAGUCCUUUUGUUUGUAGUAUCAUAGUUGGAUCAUAAAGUCUGGAGCCUUUAAUAUGUUAUAAUGUUACAGUAUGGGAAAUUGAAAAUUUAUAUGUGCAGUUCUUAUAAACAUCAAAAUGCCUUGUUCCGGUAAUUUGUAUGGUUGGUAUCAGCUCUCAACCUAGGCCCUGAUGCAUCCAAUUGCAUUCCUGUAGUUGAUAAAAAGGCUCUAGGCUACAAUAGGAAGAUAGUAACAAGUUUUUUUUGUCAUACCUGCUGAGUGCAUAAAAACAUUUUCUUGAUAUUGUGUACAACAGUAACUAGUUAUUUAAAUUUAUUUUAACAAAUUCACAAUACAUGCAUAAAUUCUUGAAAAUGUGUUUAGGUUUGCAAACAAAUUUCUGUUACAGAGAUGCUUAUAACUCAGCAAGACUAAUUUUCUAGAAAUAAAAAUAAUAGGCAAUGGUUUAUCAUCUGCAUGGUCCAGAAACCCAACUUAAAAAAAAAACGAAGUUAUAUUGUAAAACUAUUUAAAGUUUGCGAUCCUGUUAAUCUAUUUUAUCUGGAAUACAGGUGUUUAAAGUGUGCUGUUUUAACGAGAAUAAUACCUCAGCAAUUAAUAAGGUGCUAUUCUGUGUUAGAAUUGAGAAUUUUAAGUCAUUAAAAUGUACUUUGUUUAUGCUAUCUAAUUUUAA